CUCGCUCCGCGAGGCGGGGCCCGCCAGGUGCUCCGCGCCCGCCCCCGCGCCCCGCCGGCCACAGAUAUAAGGCGGCCGCGGCUGGGGCUCCGAGCCCCGCCGCCCGCCGCCGCCCCGCGUCCCCAUGGCCCGGUCCGCGCCGCUGGUGGCCGCCGCCCUGGCGCUGUGCCUGCUGCUGGCGCCGCCCGGCCUCGCGUGGUACAAGCAGGCGGCGGGGCCCAGCUACUACUCGGUGGGCCGCGCCGCGGGACUGCUGUCCGGCUUCCGCAGGUCCCCGUACGCGCGCCGCUCCGUGCCCCCCGUGGGCGCGGGACCCCGGGGCCGGGCCGGCGCCUUCGCGGAGCCGCGACCCAGCCUGCGGAGCCUCACCGUGUGUGUCAAGGACGUGACCCCGAAUCUGCAGAGCUGCCAGAGGCUCCCCGAGGGCCGGGCCACCUUCCAGUGCCGGGCGGACGUGUUCCUGUCGCUCCGCGCUGCUGACUGUCGCAGCGCCUAAGCCCCGACCACCGCGGAGACCUGGACCUCAUCUGGCCCUGGCCGGUGCCCCCAGUGCCCCCUCUGUGCCCGCAGUAAACGGCUAAAUGAAUAAAUGAGAAGCGCA
Messenger RNA from Felis catus (domestic cat), 601 nucleotides. RefSeq names its product neuropeptide B (gene NPB). The transcript has 2 exons. Lineage: Eukaryota; Metazoa; Chordata; Mammalia; Carnivora; Felidae. Gene Ontology annotation, biological process: feeding behavior; G protein-coupled receptor signaling pathway. Gene Ontology annotation, molecular function: G protein-coupled receptor binding. The coding region runs from base 125 to 496 and encodes 123 amino acids. The record is from RefSeq and is a predicted model, not a curated record.